Apaloderma vittatum (bar-tailed trogon) is the source of this 285-nucleotide messenger RNA. RefSeq names its product POU domain, class 5, transcription factor 1.1-like. The annotation marks the transcript as partial. The record is from RefSeq and is a predicted model, not a curated record. Lineage: Eukaryota; Metazoa; Chordata; Aves; Trogoniformes; Trogonidae. The transcript is spliced from 2 exons. Gene Ontology annotation, biological process: regulation of transcription by RNA polymerase II. Gene Ontology annotation, molecular function: DNA-binding transcription factor activity, RNA polymerase II-specific; RNA polymerase II cis-regulatory region sequence-specific DNA binding.
AUGUGCAAUGCGGAGCAAGUGUUGGCCCAAGCCCGGAAGAGAAAACGCAGGACGAGCAUCGAGACCAACGUGAAGGGGACGCUGGAAAGCUUCUUCCGCAAGUGCGUGAAGCCCAGUCCUCAGGAGAUCUCCCAGAUCGCCGAGGACCUCAACCUGGACAAAGAUGUGGUGCGGGUCUGGUUCUGCAACCGGCGCCAGAAAGGCAAACGGCUGCUGCUGCCCUUCGGCAACGAGGCGGAGGGGGUGAUGUACGACAUGAACCAGUCCCUGGUGCCCCCCGGCCUG